Messenger RNA from Gadus macrocephalus (Pacific cod), 1053 nucleotides. It is a transcript of the gene znf593, whose product is annotated as zinc finger protein 593. Gene Ontology annotation, molecular function: zinc ion binding; nucleic acid binding. The record is from RefSeq and is a predicted model, not a curated record. The transcript is spliced from 4 exons. Bases 350 to 739 code for a protein of 129 amino acids. Lineage: Eukaryota; Metazoa; Chordata; Actinopteri; Gadiformes; Gadidae.
UCUCAGGUCUCAAGCUUCAUCGUCUGCGUGCAUCUGGCUUGCAUUUUUUUUUACACAUACUAUUUAAUCAGAAUCGUGACUUGUGCAAAUUUUUUGGUCUUUGAAUCUGAUGCUGGAACGAACUUUAAUUUAUUUGACUUUCCAGGCGUUUUUUUGUCAAAAUAAUCUGCUUCCCUCUGCAUUAACCCGGAAACGAUCCUUCCUCAGUGGUGGCGUCGUGCACGUGUUAAAGGUAAGCAAAGGGAGCUCACGUUCACAUACUUCUUAAGUAAUAUGAUCUAUUAUCUUUAUUAUCGUCUUAGGAUGUUUAAUGUCAAUAACGCGGACUGCGUAGAAACAAACAGUAAUCAUGGGGAAAUCCAACUCGUACGGGAACCACAACGGUGACUCUCAUAAAAACAAGGCAAGGAAGUGGAAGACGAAGCGCAGGACUAAAGACUUGGAUCAGAUCCACUCCGACCUGAAGCCUGAAGUGGCCACCAAGCUCCUCCACCAAGAGGUGGACUUUGACGUCACUGGCUGUGCCCAGCACUACUGCAUAACCUGCGCGAGAUAUUUUGUGGAUAUGAGGUCAUUGAAAGAACAUUUCAAAACAAAAAUCCACAAAAAACAGCUGAGGCUCCUCAGAGAGGAGCCCUAUACCCAGGCGGAGGCGGAGAGGGCCGCCGGCAUGGGGUCCUUCAUCGCCCCCAAGAAGAUAGAAGUGACGACGCAGCCCAUUGAAGAGGAAAUGGAGUGAUAUGGACUCGACCUGACCCUGCAAGGAUUGAAAAUGGACUGUGCCUGACCCUACAAGGAUUGCGAAUGGACUUUUCCUGACCCUACAAUGACUGUGUAUUAUCGUUCUGAUACUCAAACAUAACUGGUUGUUGUAUGCAUGAUCAAUAAAACUAUAUUUAUGGUUUUAAAAUCUUUACUUGAAGUCCUAAUCAAAAGGAUUUCCCAUGCAAAUAUUAAAUAAACUAUCUAUAUUUGAGUGAAUAGUGUAAUUCAAAUGUCUAACAGAAAUUACCUACAUGUCAAUUUUGAUUAAAUAAAUGGAAAGAAAAGUAA